Messenger RNA from Meloidogyne enterolobii, 266 nucleotides. The record is from the annotation of a GenBank genome assembly. NCBI's taxonomy places the organism in Eukaryota, Metazoa, Nematoda, Chromadorea, Rhabditida, Meloidogynidae.
CCUGCAUGCCCUAUCACAACUGCUCCCUCUACUGUUUUGGUAUUGCGGAUUGGGAGGAACCAACAUUUUGUGCUCUUCAGGCUCCUCGACUCUUUGAGGCACCUCCACCUGGAAAGGAAUUUUGGUCCCCCCUCAUUUUUGGCGUGACAAUCUUUUCGGCCUUUCUGACCUUAUUUCUGGUUGGGAUAAAGAUGAGGGAAAUGCGGAAGAAGCCUCAAGAAGACUUUCCUAUGAUCCGCCGUCCUUUUAAAAAUUUUAAUUUGUAA